AUGGCUAAAUUGUGCGUAGUCCUGUUCCUUUGCGCCUCAGCUUUCGCGCUCGCCACAGCUGCCACCAUACGCGAUCGCCCCCUGGCGAUAGGCAAGCCAGUGGUUGCCGUUGUGCAGACCGAGAAGGAGAAGGAGUUCGUGCCAAUUGUGAAAUCGGUGGCAGAGCGCAAAGAUGAUGGCUCUUUCGUCUUCUCUUACGAGGGUGCCGAUGGCACGCAGCGUGAGGAGGUUGGCAUUGUAAAGAACGCCGGCACCGACGAGGAGACUUUGGAGGUUUCGGGCUCUUACCGUUACUACGAUGCCGAUGGUCAGCUGAUCGAAGUGCGUUAUACCGCGGGCGAAAAUGGUUUUGUGCCACAAGGCACGAAUAUUCCACAAGAAAUCACGGCAGCAGCGCACGCCGCAGCUGAGGUGGCGCGUCGUCAGCCGGUAGAAGUGAAAUGA
Molecule: messenger RNA, 444 nt
Organism: Bactrocera tryoni
Lineage: Eukaryota; Metazoa; Arthropoda; Insecta; Diptera; Tephritidae
Product: endocuticle structural glycoprotein SgAbd-9-like
Exons: 2
Coding region: 1-444 (147 amino acids)
Cellular component (GO): chitin-based extracellular matrix
Molecular function (GO): structural constituent of chitin-based larval cuticle
Source: RefSeq, a predicted model, not a curated record